Molecule: messenger RNA, 1831 nt
Organism: Propithecus coquereli (Coquerel's sifaka)
Lineage: Eukaryota; Metazoa; Chordata; Mammalia; Primates; Indriidae
Gene: BBS1
Product: Bardet-Biedl syndrome 1
Exons: 17
Coding region: 1-1782 (593 amino acids)
Biological process (GO): non-motile cilium assembly; protein localization to cilium
Cellular component (GO): axoneme; centrosome; BBSome
Molecular function (GO): patched binding; smoothened binding
Source: RefSeq, a predicted model, not a curated record
AUGGCUGCGGCGUCUUCCUCGGAUUCCGACAGCGGCCGAGCUGAGAGCAAUGAGGCCAGUUCGAAAUGGCUGGACGCACACUAUGACCCAGUGGCCAACAUCCACACCUUUUCCGCCUGCCUGGUGCUGGCAGAUUUGCAUGGGGAUGGGGAACACAAGCUGGUGGUGGGGGACCUCGGCCCAGGUGGGCAGCAGCCCCGCCUGAAGGUGCUCAAAGGACCAAGGGUGCUGACCGAAAGCCCGCUACCUGCCCUGCCAGCCGCUGCUGCAACCUUCCUCAUGGAGCAACACGAGCCCCAGGCUCCCGCUCUGGCACUUGCUUCAGGCCCUUGUGUCUACGUGUAUAAGAAUCUUAGACCCUACUUCAAGUUCAGCCUACCCCAGUUGCCUCCAAACCCUCUGGAACAAGACGUUUGGCAUCAGGCCAAGGAGGACCGGAUCGACCCCUUAACCCUGAAGGAGAUGCUGGAGGGCAUCCGGGAGAAGGCAGAGGUGCCUUUGUCGGUACAGUCACUCAGGUUUCUGCAGCUGGAGCUGAGUGAGAUGGAGGCGUUUGUAAACCAGCACAAGUCCAAGUCCAUCAAGCGGCAGACAGUCAUCACUACCAUGACCACCUUGAAGAAGAACCUGGCUGAUGAGGAUGCUGUGUCCUGCCUGGUGCUGGGCAGUGAGAACAAGGAGCUCCUGGUGCUUGACCCUGAGGCCUUCACCAUUUUGGCCAAGAUGAGCCUUCCCAGCGUCCCUGUCUUCCUGGAGGCUUCCGGCCAGUUUGAUGUCGAGUUCCGGCUUGCCGCUGCCUGCCGCAAUGGGAAUAUCUAUAUAUUGAGAAGAGACUCCAAGCACCCCAAGUACUGCAUCGAGCUGAGCGCCCAGCCUGUGGGGCUUGUCCGGGUACACAAGGUCCUGGUGGUGGGCAGCACUGAAGACAGCCUGCACGGCUUCACUCACAAGGGGAAGAAGCUAUGGACAGUGCAGAUGCCCGCAGCCAUCCUGACCAUGAACCUCCUGGAGCAGCGCUCCCGGGGCCUGCAGGCCGUCAUGGCUGGGCUGGCCAACGGAGAGGUCCGCAUUUACCGCGACAAGGCCCUGCUCAACGUCAUCCGUGCCCCGGACGCCGUGACCAGCCUUUGCUUUGGCCGCUAUGGGCGGGAAGAGAACACCCUCAUCAUGACUACUCGAGGCGGUGGCCUGAUUAUCAAGAUCCUGAAGCGUACAGCAGUGUUUGUGGAGGGGGGAGGUGAGGUGGGACCCCCACCAGCCCAGGCCACGAAACUGAAUGUGCCCCGAAAGACCCGGCUUUAUGUGGAUCAGACGCUGCGAGAGCGGGAGGCUGCCACCGCCAUGCACCGGGCCUUCCAGACAGACCUCUACCUGCUGCGCCUGCGCACUGCCCGCGCCUACGUGCAGGCCCUCGAGUCCAGCCUGAGCCCCAUGUCCGUGACAGCCCGGGAGCCGCUCAAGCUGCACGCUGUGGUCCAGGGCCUGGGCCCCACCUUUAAGCUCACGCUGCACCUGCAGAACCCCUCAACAGCUCGGCCCGCCCUGGGGCUGCUGAUCUGCUUCCUGUACGACGAGGCGCUCUAUGCCCUGCCCCGGGCCUUCUUCAAGGUCCCUUUGCUGGUGCCAGGACUCAGCUACCCCCUGGAGACCUUUGUGGAGAGUCUCGGUAACAAGGGCGUCUCAGACAUUAUCAAGGUGCUGGUGCUUCGAGAAGGCCAGAGCGCACCCCUGCUGAGUGCCCACAUCAACAUGCCCGUGAGUGAGGGGCUGGCAGCUGCCUGAGGCCCCAGCAGAGCCAGGAAGAUCCGGUGACUUCCUCUGAACCGUGCAG